CUGUCACCAGCCAGGAAAACGAAACCUUCUAGAAGGCUUUUCUCUCUCCCUUCUUUUCUCAUGCCAGCCCUGUUUCAGCCAGAGAUCGAAAAGGAGAAGGUCAUCGAACAGAAGCUACUGUCGGUCCUUUACCUCAAAAAAUGCUGACACUACGGCCUACUUCUUCACUUCCAUUGGACCCUUAAGUUUCCUCUCCACUUUAGAUACGACCCCACAUACAUCGUCAGGUUUUCUCUGUAUUUAACCUGAGAGUGUCACUUUCACUUUGUUGAGGGAGCAAGUGAAUCCCCUCAGCCAAAACGAUGGCCAAAGGCGUGGACACCAGCGAGAUACGACAAUGGCGCUCAAUAGUAACGUUGAUAGUCUUUGUACUUGCUAAUAUUCUGGUACUAUGGCCAUUUCACAUGCCCAUUUACAUCCCAAAAUCCCUCGUCAAUUUAAUAUGCAGAUUAGCGGUCAAAUUGCGAGUUAUUCCUCCAAGCACCCAUCAUGCGAUUCUUCAUGAUAAUCCGAGAUGUUCGAGAUAUUUUGUCAAAGUCACUUUUCCCGUCAAUUUCAUCACCGCGCCUUUGAUCGCGGAUCUCUUUUUACUAGCUAUUUCUGCGAUAGGACGCCAAGAGGUUUAUGAUGGGACUAUAGGCGCUGAUAAUAUCCACCCGAUUGAUAUUAUGGUCUUCUUCAUCACGUUGGCUUACAUUGCUAUUUCUAUCGAUGCGUCGGGAAUUAUUCGAUGGCUGGCCUUCAAGGUAUUGUCUUGGGGAGGAAAAGUUGGUCAUCGGCUGUUCUUCUACCUUUAUUCCUUCUUCUUCCUUCUCGGCAGCUUCAUCGGCAAUGAUCCUAUUAUUUUAUCUGGAACGGCAUUCCUCGCGUACAUGACGCGCGUGUCGAGCAAUAUCACGAGUCCUCGAGCAUGGAUCUUUACUCAAUUCGCAGUCGCCAAUAUCGCUUCUGCCAUUCUCGUCUCCUCCAACCCCACGAAUCUCGUCCUCGCUGGAGCAUUCGACAUCAAGUUUAUCGUCUACACCGCCAACAUGAUAGUCCCAGUCGUCGUCACCGCCGUUGUCCUCUUUCCAUUUCUGCUCUACGUCAUUUUCGCUGACGAGAAGCUUAUCCCUUCCAAGAUUGAGAUGCACAGCUUACCAGAAGAGGCUAGAGCGCAACGGCCCGUGAACCCCAACAUCCCCUACGUUCAGCAUCAAGUCGAAGAUGCGGAGAAUGCAGGCGAAGGAAUGACGCUCUCGCUCGCGUAUAUCAUGAAUCCUUUUCUUGAUAAAAAGGGCGCUAUGUUUGGUGCGCUAAUCAUGUCUGCGACUCUCAUCACUGUUCUGGCCCUCAAUGCUGCUAGCGCCGGGAGUGGAGAGCACCCUGUUUUCUGGGUGACUCUUCCAGCAGCGUUUGUCAUGUUUUGCUGGGAUCUUGGUUUUGGAUGGUUGCAUCGCAAGGAGACACGUCAAACAGCUGCUGCUUAUCGACGGGAGAUGGAGCGUGCGAGAGCUGAACGCGCGCGAUUUGCAGCUGAAUAUACUGGGACUUCACAGGAUAAGUCUGAGCCUGAUACAGACACGGUAACUGGUCUUCCUGAUAACCAGGGCUCGGGAGGUUACGGCCAGACGGAAGGCAUUUCUCUCACUCCGUUACAAACCUCCAAUGACCAGCCCAACUCGCACCCUAUCCCCAAGGUGAUUUUAUCAAACACCGCUGGAAACAGUCCUGUCAUAAUCUCGGGGUCCAUGCCUCAAUCACCCAACUCUGGACCCUCAUCACCAAGCGAUCAAAACACACUGCAUCCCAGAGCUUUAUCUACGCUACCAAACCCUCAAAUGGAACCAGAGAAGCUCGAGGCUGGUCGACCCAUGGCAGAACCAGAGGAACGAUCAACCUUGCUUUCAGAGGCUCGAAAAGGGUAUGCAUCGCUUGAAAGGGCCUAUGAGUGGCUGCAAGAGACUUUCCCAACAGUCAUGGCAGUCAUGGCUCAUCUUCCAUUUGCACUGGUUCCAUUUGCUUUUGCCAUGUUUGUACUAGUCCAGGCUCUAGUGAGCAAGGGAUGGGUCAACGUCUUUGCCUAUGGCUGGUAUCAUUGGUCAAAGCGUACGGGAACGGUUGGAAGUAUUGGAGGGAUGGGCUUUCUCUCAUGCGUCCUGUCCAAUUUCUCUGGUACUAACAUUGGUACCACUAUCCUGCUAUCCCGCAUCAUCCAAGCCUGGAAAGAGAUCAACUGCCACGACGACCAGCUCAUCAGUGAUAGGACUUACUGGGGCACGAUCUACAGCAUGGCCGUUGGAGUCAACUACGGAGCAUUCAGUACCGCCUUCAGCGCAUCACUGGCCGGUCUUCUCUGGAGAGAUAUCCUUGCUCGAAAACAUAUUCAUGUGAAGAGUCACGAAUUCGCACGAGUUAAUUUUCCCAUCAUUGCUAUCUCGAUGGCGGUUGGCUGUCUAAUAUUGGUAGGAGAGGUCUACAUCGUGAGGGAUAACUCGCCAUACUCCUCAUUCGAAAAGGCUUGUCCGAAUAAUCAAUAGAGGAACAUAUAGAUAUAAUAAUUGUAGAUUGUAUAUAGCAACUUCGAACAUACCCA
Molecule: messenger RNA, 2575 nt
Organism: Fusarium redolens
Lineage: Eukaryota; Fungi; Ascomycota; Sordariomycetes; Hypocreales; Nectriaceae
Exons: 3
Coding region: 303-2519 (738 amino acids)
Biological process (GO): transmembrane transport
Cellular component (GO): membrane
Source: RefSeq, a predicted model, not a curated record